AUGACGGUCGCGUUUGACCCCACGCACCGGGUUUACUCCCAAGGUGGUCGAGCACCACUAUGUCUGGAGGACAAAUACGAGAUUAUGAAGGAGAUUGGCGAUGGAAGCUUUGGUAGUGUUGUUUUAGGACGUGUUCGCAGCGCUGGAUCGCAUGUAGCACGCAGAGGUUCACUAGUAGCCAUCAAAACCAUGAAGAAGACAUUCGAGCACUUCAACCAAUGUCUAGAACUCAGAGAAGUCAUCUUUCUACGAACUCUGCCAAGUCAUGUUCACCUUGUUCCUGCUCUCGAUAUUUUCCUCGACCCUUACAGCAAGAAGCUCCACAUCUCCAUGGAAUAUAUGGACGGAAACCUUUACCAACUGAUGAAGGCGCGAGAUCACAAGCCACUUGAUGGAAGCAGUGUGAAGAGCAUUUUGUUCCAAAUCAUGUCUGGACUGGAACAUAUUCACCACCACGACUUUUUCCACCGUGAUAUCAAACCAGAGAACAUUCUUGUAUCCACAUCCGCACAGUCGGACUCAGGAAGCGCUUUCCGGAGAUACUCAGCCCUUGUCACGCCACCUUCCACACCACCAUCAUACACAAUCAAGAUUGCAGAUUUUGGUCUUGCCCGAGAAACUCAUUCCAAACUUCCAUAUACGACUUAUGUCUCAACAAGAUGGUACAGGGCACCAGAAGUACUUCUACGAGCCGGUGAAUAUUCCGCGCCAGUCGAUGUGUGGGCCAUUGGUGCUAUGGCCGUGGAAAUUGCAACAUUAAAGCCACUCUUCCCUGGUAGCAACGAAGUUGAUCAAGUCUGGAGGGUUUGUGAGAUUAUGGGAAGUCCGGGGAGAUGGGUUAACAAACAGAAUGUCGAAGUGGGCGGUGGAGAAUGGAAAGACGGGGUCAAGCUGGCUCAAAAGCUUGGUUUCUCAUUCCCGAAAAUGGCGCCUCACUCAAUGGAGACGAUUCUGUCUACGCCGCAAUGGCCUUCCGACCUGGCAAACUUCGUAACAUGGUGUCUGAUGUGGGAUCCCGCCCGUCGACCUACAUCGUCCCAGGCCCUGGGACACCCUUACUUCGCCGACGCCUACGAUCCUCUGAGACCGAAAUCGUCAGCUUCACGACUACUUGGCCGCAAACACUCUGACAUUAGCAGCACAGAUCUCCGCAGUGACGGAAUGAAGGCUUCUUGGUUCAGACGUUCUCUAGUCGCCCGCGAAAGCGCACCAGCCGUCCCACAGCACAAUCCAAUCACGGGACCUCUGUCACCAAAUCCAUCACCAGUGCAUGUGCAGGCUCCAGAGUCGACUUCAUCUGCGACGAAAGUUCGCCCAAGCGCAAGUAAACGUGCUACCUGGACAAACGGCAUGCCCAACAAUGCUGCGCCGAUGCCAAUCUUACCAUCGAUUCGACCAGUCUCACCUCUCUCUGCUGCUGUCACUGCCCAAGCCAAUGUGCGACCAGGUGAAGUCGACGAAAAGGGUUCUAAAAAGAUUGGACGCCAGCUAUCGGUCCAGUCGCACAAUCACUAUGCGGAUCACCAUCGUCAGGAAGCUGAGCGGGCUCUGAAUGGCCAAUCCCGCGUGAUGUCACCCCCAAGCAGUCACAAGGAAGGCUUCUUCUCACAUCUACGAAAGCGUGCUCGGAGAUUCUCGGGCCGUUAUCAGACCCCAAUGUCUCCCAACUCGGACGACAUUGAGGCGAGCGCUGGUUGUGCACCUUGGGGUAAUCUUAGCAACCGGCAAUCCAUGGUUGUCGAGACUUCCCAGGCUGUCAACAACGUCCAGCCUCAGCAGAACGACUUGUCUGAGCUCGACAAAGCCCUGCAAAGCGUACGAUACAGCCUCGAUGUGGCUGCUCAAGCAAAUGCUGCGGCGCUACCAAAGGCUGUUAGUAAUCCCAUGCUGAAGCGUCACCAUUCUGUACCACAUCAACAACCUGCUAUCGGCGGUCCUCCUCCCGUGGCAAAUGGGAGUGCUCCGGUAUCAAGUCGCACUCGUCGUGCGUUGAAGCAUCCUGGCCCAACGCAUCGCUAUGAAACACCAGAUGAAGAGGAAGAACUCCUGGACGAAGCGUUGACGUCUGCACACAAAGCUGCCAGCCGUCUUGACCGUCACUCGCACCAGAAGCCAGGUACCCAUGAGCCAACACGCCCAGCCAUGUCGCAUACAAUGUCUGAACAAGGUCCUGCGGCCUCGUAUAUGACACCUUCUCACUCAGCGAACCGGAAUGAGGUCAGUUUCGGACACGACUGCUGCACGACUCCCACCAAACCAAUGACCAUUCAUAAUCAUAAGACUCCACCGCAAAACCAUGAGACUGUCAGCAAGUGGCCAACGCCACCAUACGACGAAAAUGACUGGGCAGCGACCGCAAGUGCAAGUAUCUUUGCCGCUGGCUCACACUACCGCUAG
Messenger RNA from Pseudovirgaria hyperparasitica, 2397 nucleotides. Its product is annotated as kinase-like protein. Gene Ontology annotation, molecular function: protein serine/threonine kinase activity; ATP binding. The record is from RefSeq and is a predicted model, not a curated record. Bases 1 to 2397 code for a protein of 798 amino acids. Gene Ontology annotation, biological process: intracellular signal transduction; protein phosphorylation. The transcript is spliced from 2 exons. Gene Ontology annotation, cellular component: cytoplasm; nucleus. NCBI's taxonomy places the organism in Eukaryota, Fungi, Ascomycota, Dothideomycetes, Acrospermales, Acrospermaceae.